Messenger RNA from Laccaria bicolor S238N-H82, 2607 nucleotides. RefSeq lists its product as uncharacterized. Bases 1 to 2607 code for a protein of 868 amino acids. Lineage: Eukaryota; Fungi; Basidiomycota; Agaricomycetes; Agaricales; Hydnangiaceae. Gene Ontology annotation, molecular function: zinc ion binding; DNA binding. The transcript has 15 exons. Gene Ontology annotation, biological process: DNA-templated transcription. The record is from RefSeq and is a predicted model, not a curated record.
AUGGGCGCUGUUUGCCAUGGGACCCGCUCAUCCAUGUCCUCUUCCCCUCCCUGUUCGGAACAGGUCCCAUGUGGAAAAUGCGUUGCGAGAGGGUGCGGUUCGAUAUGUCCAGAUGGGAUAUUAACAUCCGGGAAAGGAGGCCGGAUGAUCCUCACCGGCACGGAAGAGUUGCAUAGUACAAUUGAAUCCCAAUCUUCACGAAUUCGAGAGCUAGAGAACGCGCUCAAGACUCUACAACCGGGUGUAUCUGAUGGGUCCCAUGCACUCUUACGCACGGAUGUCCUGCACACAUCAUCACAAUCAAGAUCGGCGGCAUCUGCAUCUUCGCCCUCUGCGCAUCGCCCAUCUUCCUCGAGCCAAUCAUCGACUGCAUCCGUGAUCAACUCAGCACCUCACGUGCGAGAGAUCAAGACAGAGGAUGAGGGCAAUGUCAUUGAUGCUUUCGGCACCUUGACGAUUGGCCAGAAUGGAGAAGCUAGUUUUCUCGGGAAGACGGCCCGCUCAGAAUAUCUGAUUCGAGCGCCAGCGAAGCAAGAACGUCCUGUGCCCAUUCACUUCCCCCGACUGCCCAAGAGAAUGAUGGAGGCUUCCUCUUUAUCGUCGCCAAUGACGUCGAACAUUUACGACUCACACGAUCAAGACAUGUCCUCAGUAGAGGACGUCGCCAACCUAGAAAAAGAUAUAGUCAAACUCCUCCCUCCUCUAUCAGAAGCGUUCCAUUUAUGCGAGGUGUACCUCGAAAACGGAAAACAUGUGUACACAGCCAUACCCAGAACGGAACUGUUCGAUGAGAUCGUGACUGUCGUUUAUCGAACAGAACCCUUUGCUACCUUCCAAUCCCAUCAUGCGCUAGCCCUCCUCUUCAUCAUUUUUGCCAUUGCCACGCAUUUCGAUCCUAAAAAGCCUCCAUACUCGAUUGAAGCGCAAGAAUACUACCACCUCUCACGGACAUCUCUGAGCCUUUCACCGCCCGUGCGCGAGACGACCCUGGCGUCCAUUCAGGCAUUGAUUCAUAUGGCGCAGUUCUUGGAUUUCAGCGAUUGGGAGUCGGGAGGGUCUGAUUCAGCAUGGAUGCAUACUGGGCAUGCUGUGCGACUUGGAUAUGGGAUUGGAUUGCACUUGAACGGGACACGCUGGAAAUUGCGGGACGAAGUAAUUCAGAGGCGUAGUCGGGUUUUCUGGCAGUUAUUCGUGUUGGAUACUUGUUCCAGUUUCUGCUUUGGACGUCCACCGGGGAUCUCACCAUCAUACAUCGAUUGCUCUCUCCCCAAAGAGGCCAUUACGGAACUAACCUUCCAUACCUGGAACUACCAGUACACGACCUUGUUGCAAUCCGUCAUGGCUACCACCCUUGGGCCUCGCCAGCCGCCUUACUCUACCGUCCUCGAGCUCGACAAGCUGAUCCGUGACUUUUCCGUUCCAGCCGUAUGGCGGAUGACAACGCAGGACGAAAUAGAGACCUCGCCACAGCCACAGCACAUCCACAUCCAGCGGUGGUUGAUACUCGCUAGCAAAGAAUCUACGAUCCUCAACCUACAUAGAGCCUACUUCGCGCAAACCCUCCAUGAAAGUCCCACUGAACUGCAGCGGCAUCGGCACAUUCCCUCAGUGUUGGCGAUAUAUCGCUCUGCCUGGAGGCUCAUCCGGGGACUACGGAUGACCUGGGCUUCCGUACCCCACCUAUUAACACGCGUAAACUUACCUUGGUCCCAAGCGCUUUCUGCAGCGAUUGUGAUGUGUCUGCUUGCUACGAAGGCGCCAACUUCUCAGCUCGCAGCAUUGGCGUUGGAAGAGAUGGAUUUGGUGGUGACGAUGUUCCAAGCAGCAUCUGGGACGUGUCGGUCAGCUGCUAAUUUGUUGCCUCCCCUUCAAAGUUUGCGUCGGAAGGCGUAUGAAGCUGCGGAUCCUUCUCGACCAUCUCACUCAUCAGUCGCCUCAUCAAACACUGAUUCUACGUCAAGCUCGAGUUUUCAACAACCCAUCUCCCCCGCUGAAUUGGACAGGCUCACGGGUAAAACCCAUCUCUUCUCUCACAUCACCACCACAAUCACAACCAAUACCAACACCGCUAGCAUGAGCAGCUCCCCUACCCACAGGUCACGCUCCACGUCUGUAACACUGACAUCGGAUAAUGCAGAUCACAUUCACCAUCCAUCAUCUCUAGCAGGGUAUUCCACAAAAGCGGGGACGAUACAUCCAGUCCUUGCGCACGACGUGAGGGAAUUUGAGAGACUCUCUACCGGACGUGUGUUUUCAAUGUAUGAUUGCGCGGCCGAUGAUGAAAUGCAGGUGGAGGAUGAGCGGGGGCACCAAUUUGACUCACGCACAACUUUGCCCACGUCGUUACCGACACCGCCUCCCCCGAACAUAAGGACGUCCAUCUCGCCUUCCCGUCCUCCCUCUCACUCUUCGCUUCACAAAAGACAUCCUGAGCACUCAUUACGAAGGCAUCACCCUAACCCCGAACCCGACCCCGAACCGCGCGCACGCCAUGAUUCUCUGGAAUCCCAGCGAUUGCCUCAUUCUUCGGGGUCUUCUCUGUUAUUGUCUGGGGGCCUUGUACUUGAUUCAACGUGGCAGAGUUUCGUCGAACAACUUGGAUUUUAG